AUGUCCGCAAAGUCGAUCCUCGAAGCCGAUGGCAAGGCCAUCCUCAACUACCACCUCACCCGCGCUCCUGUGAUCAAGCCGACUCCUCUCGCGCCUCAGUCCACCCACAACCCACCCGCAAAGCUCGCAACCAUCACAUUCGCAGACGGCGACGAUGUCAACGGCGUGCUGGACGCAGCAGAGGCCAAAUACCCCUUCCUCUUAGCUCCAGGUGCAAAAUUUGUUGCGAAGCCCGAUCAGCUGAUCAAGCGACGAGGCAAGUCUGGGCUGCUCAAGCUCAAUGCAACAUGGCCAGAGGCCAAAGAGUGGGUUGCUGCUCGCGCAAACAAAGUCCAGAAGGUCGAGCAUGUCGAGGGUGCUUUGAGGAAUUUCCUCGUUGAGCCAUUCGUGCCUCACCCACAGGAGACUGAGUACUACAUCAACAUUAACUCCGUCCGCGAGGGCGACUGGAUUCUGUUCUACCACGAGGGUGGUGUGGAUGUUGGAGACGUUGACGCAAAGGCCGAGAAGCUCCUGAUCCCCGUCGAUCUGGCAGAGUACCCAAGCAACGACCAGAUCGCAGCAGGCCUCCUCUCACAAGUGCCCAAGGGUGUCCACCCGGUCCUCAUUGACUUCAUCUCCCGCCUCUACGCCGUGUACGUCGACUGCCAGUUCACCUACCUUGAAAUCAACCCUCUGGUUGCCAUUCCCAACGCCGACAAGACCUCUGCCGAGGUGCACUUCCUCGAUCUUGCUGCCAAGAUUGACCAAACUGCCGAGUUCGAAUGUGGUGUGAAGUGGGCCAUUGCACGCUCUCCAGCUGCUCUCGGAAUCCCAGUUCUCGCCUCGAAAGACACCAAGGUCCAGAUCGAUGCUGGCCCACCAAUGGAGUUCCCAGCUCCUUUCGGUCGUGAGAUGAGCAAGGAGGAGGCUUACAUUGCUGAGAUGGACGCCAAGACCGGUGCUUCCCUCAAGCUCACCAUUCUCAACUCGCAAGGUCGCGUAUGGACAUUGGUCGCUGGUGGUGGUGCGUCCGUUGUCUACGCCGACGCUAUUGCAUCCGCAGGUUUCGCAUCCGAGCUUGCCAACUACGGCGAGUACUCUGGCGCACCAACCGAGACCCAGACUUUCCACUACGCACGAACUGUCUUUGACCUCAUGCUGCGGGCACCUCAGCACCCCGAGGGCAAGGUUCUCUUCAUCGGUGGCGGUAUUGCCAACUUCACAAACGUCGCAAGCACAUUCAAGGGUGUCAUUCGUGCAAUUCGCGAAGUCGCGCCUCUCAUGAACGAGCACAAGGUCCAGAUCUGGGUCCGUCGUGCGGGUCCCAACUACCAGGAGGGUCUCAAGAACAUCAAGGCCGUCGGCAAAGAGCUGGACCUCAACAUGCACGUCUUCGGCCCAGAGAUGCACGUCUCUGGAAUCGUUCCAUUGGCGUUAGUUCCUGGCAAGAUGAACGACUCAAUCAAAGAGUUUGAGGCUUAG
This is a messenger RNA of Ramularia collo-cygni, 1464 nucleotides long. RefSeq names its product probable ATP-citrate lyase. NCBI's taxonomy places the organism in Eukaryota, Fungi, Ascomycota, Dothideomycetes, Mycosphaerellales, Mycosphaerellaceae. The transcript has 4 exons. The coding region runs from base 1 to 1464 and encodes 487 amino acids. The record is from RefSeq and is a predicted model, not a curated record.